AUGAGUCUGGAAGCAACCGUCUACAUUCUGCGCAAGCAGUUCAAUAUCGACAAUCCAGAGGACAUGAGCGGAACAUGCCUCACACAACGGUUUCGCACAAGAAGGAACGUCAAAAACAAUAGCGUCGAUAUUGUGAAGGAGAGUCUCAUGGAGGUUGUGGAUGAGAACUUCGACGGCUUCUGGACCGAUGCGAGUUUGAGGACUCGCGCUCCUAGCAAGGACGUUGAGACAUCGCUUGAAGGACUAUUACAGGAGAUUGAGAUGGAAGAUGCGCAACUUGGGGGAGAGGAUGGGGGGUUGCCGGGUGGCUACACGGUGGCAUCGGCAAGUACAAGAACGAGCAGGGACAAAUCUGGCGGAAAAAAGAGCGAUGUCCGGGAGUUAACGGCGACUUUGGCGCAGAUAACCCGGCCAGAUAUGAUGGAGCAGCUUCCCACGAUGGAGCGCAUUCUGCGUUCCAAGCAGGACGCGCUUUCGUAUUACAUGGAUGAAGUCUCCAUUGUCAUGUUCAAAAUGACAGUAGAGGCGGUUGUUAGACUUGUCACAUUCAACAUCCGGGAUCCGUACUUUGUCGACCAAGCUGUGGUAGAGGCUGGGGUGAUAACGGAGGGAAUCCUUAGAGAGGUUGCACUUGGCCAACAGAGCAAGGAGCGGCAAGUGGACAGGAUCGGUCUGUUGAACCAGGAUUUUAUCGAAUACGUUGCGGCUUGCCUAUAUGGUAGGGGCUCCAGGAACAUGUCUGUGGGAUCUUCAUCCAGGGUAAAAGAGAUAGGAGCGGGGUCCAAAGCGGGAGAGACGGGAUCAGUGCAUCCAUCAUGGGACAAGUGCGUCGCAGCGAUGCUACCUUCGGUCAAGAACACCAUCGGCGGCAGCUCUUCAGCUUCUCCCAACAUCAACCCUGAAGUCCGAACACCAGAGGGUAUAUUUCUAACAGCAAAUACUCUGUACAGGGAAUACGCCACGAACGUUACUCAGCUGUGGACAGGAUCUUUGUACAAGGAUCUCAGAGAUCGCGUAAUCCAGUAUCUGUUGAGACUCUGGCUUCGACCGCAGAAAGAGCAACAGUACAGGGAUGUCAAGAUUGAGCAGGCCAAGGAGAAGGCUUCUGCCGUUGCUGAGGCCAAAGACCUGUUUGACCAGCUGAAUGAUUCAAUCGAGAGAUUGCAGGCAGAGACUUGUGGUGAGAGUAGGAUCGUGGCCCUGCUGGGCCUUAUUGACCUGCAUGAUCAAAAUCGACCUCACAACAACACCGAGUCAGGAAAGAGCCCCAGGAUAAAACAAUUUCAAGACGACGAAGAUGACGAUGACUGUGAUGCCACAAAUCCAUCAAGAGCAACAGCACUCGACUUGGAUACCGCUUCCACUCCCUUGUACAUCGACGGACCUGCCUCGAGUCACUUGAUUCCGCUUCAAGUCGUGACGAGGAUACUCCUGGAAGACCCUUACAUCACCGGCGAGGUGAUGACCGAUAUGGUCGCCGAUAUACUCCAUGACCCCGAGAAAUUUACUGGAGAAGAACUGGAUGCCGUCGUACACAUCGUGAACCAAUUGCGACCUUAUACACCCAAGAAAUGCAAGAUCGGUAACAAGGACCUCUUCCCCAAGCACAUCCUGACUGUCGGGCCCUUAGCGUUCAUUUGCAACUCGUUCUUACGCGCCGCUGGAUAUCAAGAAUUUACCAGAAACUCUGCUCCACCUAUUCGACAGGCAGCCUACACGCCUUACCGCUGA
Linnemannia hyalina is the source of this 1731-nucleotide messenger RNA. The record is from the annotation of a GenBank genome assembly. Lineage: Eukaryota; Fungi; Mortierellomycota; Mortierellomycetes; Mortierellales; Mortierellaceae.